CCUCACUUCAUAAUAUUCUGUGCUGUUUUGUGUCUAAUCACAAGUUUUAUGUCAGACUAUGGUAAAAGGUGUUUCAUGUGCGGCGUAAUUUCAUAUAGUUUAUAAAUUCAUCUUCAACCAUGAGUACUCUUACACAAGAUGACAAGCAAAACAUCAGAGAAGUUUGGACGAAAGUCUUUGAAAACGCAGAAGAAAACGGAAAAGUAGUUGUUAUACGGCUAUUCCUAGACCACCCAGAAACCAAGAAGUAUUUCAAGAACUUUCAAAAUAUCGCCACCGAGGAGGAACUGGAGAAGAACGCCCGUGUUAAACUCCACGGAAAGAGAGUCAUGAAUGCACUCAACCAGGUCGUUGAGAACAUGGAUGACUGGGGAGCAGUGGUUGAAAUCCUUACCCCGCUGGCAGAGAGGCAUAAAGACGUGCACAAAGUGGGGGUUCACAAUUUCAAGCUUUUGUUUGAAGUGAUUAUUAACGUUUAUAUAGAUGCUUUGGGAGCCUCCUUCACACCCCCAAUCUGCGAAUCUUGGAGGAAAGUCUUCAAGCUCCUUUUUGACUUCCUUGAAGCUUUCUACACAACCAGUGAGUCGUAAGACUGGCCCCCUCUGAUUAAUAAUAUGAUCUCAUUUACACAUUUUUCAGUUAAUAAUAUUUAGUACUGUGUUUGUUUUAUUUAGUGUAGUCUAUACAUUGGAACAGUAGCUUGUAAUUAUGAUUUUUUUUUUUCAAAUAUUUUAUUCAUAUAAAAUAGAUAUAUUAACUAGCUAAGCGCUUAGUGCACUGGCCCUAAACAUCUGUUUUUUCCUGUUGGUGUCUGUUUGCCAAAUAUUGCAAUAUACUGUACUACAAUUUUACAUACAUGGAGGAGUAAGCCAGUGUGAUAUUUUUCAUACAAAGACAUACAGUUUUUGCCAUGUGUAUUUCUAAAUAUUUGGGCAGAGUGAUUGUAUUAUAUCAUUAUAAUUACGUUUUACUUUACUAACCAGCACCCAUGUGUACUAUGUACUAUACUUUUGCAUUAGAUGAACAUUGACAACAUUAAAUAUGGGCUUUUUGAAUGUUAACAUGCGUUUUAUAUGCAUUCUAUCAUAAUGCAAAGCUAGCAUGUUCGUAGUAUAGCCUUCUGUAGAACAGAUGGACACUGGUCCAUAGAGUAGUGCUGUGAUACUUGUUACUGCUUGUUGUAGUAACUGGUAUAUAUAACUAUGAAGACUUUGGUGUCUGCAUGACUGUCACACAUCCUGUGAUAUAAAACCAAACUCAGAGUAACUUUAAACAAAACAAGAACUGCCUCAGGGAUGUAUUGCUUUAGGAAUUGUUAGUACAAUACAGUACAGUAUGGAUUAUAUUCUGACUUGAUGCACCAUACUCUUUUUUUAAGAUAAUAUUUUAAACUGUGGCAACAAUAUUCAAUGUUUUGUGUGUCUCAUAAAAUAUUAUACAUACAUAUUUUUAGUAAUUUGGAUUUUUUUGAUGUCAUUAUUUGCAGAUCUUAAGAUAUUAAAGCAUUGUAAACUUAAAA
Molecule: messenger RNA, 1519 nt
Organism: Polyodon spathula (Mississippi paddlefish)
Lineage: Eukaryota; Metazoa; Chordata; Actinopteri; Acipenseriformes; Polyodontidae
Product: cytoglobin-2-like
Exons: 3
Coding region: 120-590 (156 amino acids)
Biological process (GO): oxygen transport
Molecular function (GO): heme binding; oxygen binding; iron ion binding
Source: RefSeq, a predicted model, not a curated record